Molecule: messenger RNA, 2955 nt
Organism: Colletotrichum karsti
Lineage: Eukaryota; Fungi; Ascomycota; Sordariomycetes; Glomerellales; Glomerellaceae
Exons: 2
Coding region: 1-2955 (984 amino acids)
Biological process (GO): rRNA catabolic process
Cellular component (GO): nuclear exosome (RNase complex); cytoplasmic exosome (RNase complex)
Molecular function (GO): endonuclease activity; 3'-5'-RNA exonuclease activity; RNA binding
Source: RefSeq, a predicted model, not a curated record
AUGACGAGUCUCAAACGCUCGCUCGAGGCGGACCCCUUCGCCGCCAAUAUCUCGAGCAAAGUCUACGUCCGGUCCACCAGGAAGGGCAAGGUCCAGAAGAUUGUGAGAGAGGUCUACCUGCGUCAAGACAUCCCCUGCUCGUCCAAGCUAUGCCGGAGCUGCCUGCAGACGGCCCCCCGAGAUGCGGCCAACAACGUCCAACCAUUCGUCCUCUCGGACAAGCCCGCCGGAACCAAGGCGUUCCCUCAGGGGCACUAUAUCGUCCCCGACACCAACGCGCUUUUGAACGCCAUGGACCUUUUUGAGCAGAGCACGGCCUUCUACGAUGUUGUCAUCCUGCAGACGGUGCUCGAGGAGCUCAGAAACCGCUCGUUGCCGCUGUACAACCGCCUCGUCGGCCUGACCAAGAGCGAGGACAAGCGCUUCUACGUCUUCUUCAACGACUUCCGCCUCGAGACGUACGUCAACCGCGAGGCCAACGAGACGGUCAACGACCGCAAUGACCGUGCCGUCCGCAAGGCCGUCAAGUGGUACGCGGAUCACCUGGCGCAGACCAAGUCCAAGAAGGUCCCUGCCGUCGUCAUGCUCAGCGAUGACCAGGAUUGUCUGAGGAAGGCCAAGGCUGAAGGCGUGGCUGCCAUGUCACUUUCCGAGUACGUCGGCGGUCUCGAAGACGGCGAGAGGUUGCUGGACAUGGUUGCCGAGUCGAGGAGCUCGGGUUUCUCCAAGAAGCCCGCCGGCCCUCUGUACCCCGAGUACUACACCAUGUCCAAGAUGAUGACUGGCGUCAAGGCCGGUCUGUUGCAUCAGGGAAACUUCAACGUCUCUCCGUACAACUAUUUGGAAGGCUCCAUCAACGUUCCUGCGUUUCCCAAGCCCUUGAUCGUUCUUGGAAGAGAGAACAUCAACCGUGCCGUCAGCGGUGACGUCGUCGUUGUCGAGGUUCUGCCCAAGGACCAGUGGAAGGAGCCGUCUACGAAGAUCAUUGAAGAGGAAGCCAUCACGCGUGACGAGAACGCUGAUGAGGUCGAGGAGACCCAGGAUUUCGUAUCGGAAAAGGAGCGCAAGGCGCUGCAGGAAGAAGUCAAGAAGACUCAGAGCAAGAGCACCGAAGGUCGCGCGCAACCAACAGCGAAGGUCGUCGGUAUCAUCAAGCGCAACUGGAGACAGUACGUUGGGCACAUCGAUCCUUCGUCAGCAAGCAAGGCCGGCGGUCAGGGCCGCAAACAGGACAAUGUCUUCCUUAUCCCGAUGGACAAGCGUAUUCCCAAGAUCAAACUGCGUUCCAGGCAAGUCUCAGAGCUUCUCGGCAAGCGACUGCUGGUCACUAUCGAUGCGUGGGAGCGCGACUCCAGGCAUCCCGUCGGCCACUUUGUUCGCUCGCUGGGAGAGCUCGAGACCAAGGCGGCGGAGACGGAGGCUCUGCUGCUGGAGUACGAUGUGCAGUACCGGCCAUUCCCUAAGACUGUACUAGACUGCCUGCCUAAGGAGGGCCAUGACUGGAGAGUACCACAAAGCUUGGAAGACCCAGGCUGGAGGGACAGAGAGGAUCUUCGCAAGCUCCUCAUUUGCAGUAUCGACCCCAUCGGUUGCCAAGAUAUCGACGAUGCUCUUCACGCAAGGCCACUUCCCAACGGCAACUUUGAGGUCGGUGUUCAUAUCGCAGACGUGUCUCACUUCGUCAAGCCUGCAAAUGCCAUGGAUCUGGAGGCCAGUCUGCGUGGUACCACUGUCUACCUCGUUGACAAGCGUAUUGACAUGUUGCCCAUGCUGUUGGGUACAGACCUGUGUUCGCUCAAGCCUUACGUUGAGCGCUACGCCUUCUCUUGCAUCUGGGAGAUGAACGCGGACGCGGACAUCGUCAGCGUGCGCUUCACCAAAUCUGUCAUCCAGUCCAAGGAGGCCUUCAGCUACGAGGCUGCGCAGCUUCGUGUCGACGAUGAUUCUCAACAGGACGAGCUUACGACCGGCAUCAGAACGCUGCUUGCGCUGUCCAAGAAGCUCAAGCAGAAGCGCAUGGACGCCGGUGCUCUCAGCCUGUCGUCUCCCGAAGUCAAGGUCCAGAUGGAGUCGGAAACAUCAGAUCCCAUCGACGUCAAGACGAAGCAGCACCUCGACACCAUGUCCCUGGUCGAAGAGUUCAUGUUGCUCGCCAACGUCAGCGUGGCAACGAAGAUUUACGAGGCCUUCCCUCAAACCGCCAUCCUCCGUCGCCACGGCGCACCCCCCAAGACCAACUUUGACGAGCUCGCGGACCAGCUGCGCGUCAAGAAGGGCCUAGAGCUCCGCGUCGACUCCAGCAAGGCCCUCGCCGACUCCCUCGACACCUGCGUGGACCCCGCCAACCCCUUCUUCAACACCCUCGUCCGCAUCAUGGCCACCCGCUGCAUGAUGUCGGCUGAGUACUUCUGCUCCGGCACCCAGGCGUACCCGGAGUUCCGCCACUAUGGUCUCGCCUCCGAGAUAUAUACCCACUUCACCUCCCCGAUCCGUCGCUACGCCGAUCUGGUCGCCCAUCGCCAGCUCGCCGCCGCCAUCGGCUACGAGGCCAUCCAUCCGGCGGUCCGCAGUCGCGGCCGCCUGGAGGCCGUGUGCAAGAACAUCAACGUGCGGCACCGCAACGCCCAGCUCGCGGGCCGCGCGAGCAUCGCGUACUACGUCGGCCAGGCCCUCAAGGGCAAGGUGGCCGAGGAGGAGGCGUUCGUUAUGAAGGUCUUCAGCAACGGCUUCGUCGUGCUUGUGCCGAGGUUCGGUAUCGAGGGACUCAUCCGCCUGCGCGACCUCGCCGAGACGGAGCCCGAUAGCGUCUACGACGCGGAGAGCUACACCCUCACGACGACCGGCAGCCGCAAGCUCAAGGUCGAGCUGUUCCAGAAGGUCAAGGUCAAGGUUACGGAUGAGAAGGACGAGGCGACUGGCAAGAGAGGUGUCAAGAUGGAGCUCGUCAGCGCUUAG